AUGGCCAGCACCCACAGCUCCACAGCCCCGGAACCUCCUGUUCCGCCAGCCCAGGACCACCCGUCAGGACUCACCGCGCGGGGCUGGAGGUCGAGGCCCCGGGACGGCUCCCGGGAGCAAGGACCGGCUGCCCCAGCAGCUUCAACCACCAGCGGCGGCGGCUCCCUGCUGGCACCUAACACCGAAUCAGCGCCCUGCGGCCGGCCCCACGGUGAUGUCACGAUCCGCGCCGGUCGCGCGAUGCCUCCUGGGAGUUGUAGUUCUCUGCGGCGUUUGUCCCAUGCCACUCCAAAACUAUGCCUGUCUGCAGCCAUGCUCCUCCCAGCUGCUCACCUACCGGUCCUCCUGCUGCUCAUAGGCAUGAGGGACACCGUGCCCAGUGCCCAGGCUCCUCCCCAAGGCUGCUACGUGGCCGAGGAAGCUGGUGAGCGAACAUUCCGCUGUAGCCGGGCAGGCCUGAGCGCUGUGCCCCCUGGAAUCCCCAAUGACACCCGCAAGCUCUACCUGGAUGCCAACCAGCUGGCCUCAGUGCCUGCUGGUGCCUUCCAGCACCUGUCCACCCUGGAGGAGCUGGAUCUGUCUCACAACGCCCUCGCCCACCUCUCUGGGGCUGCCUUUCAGGGCCUGGCGGGCACACUGCGCCACCUCGACCUCUCAGCCAACCAGCUAGCCUCUGUGCCCGUGGAGGCCUUCAUGGGGCUGCAGAUUCAAGUGAACCUGUCUGCCAACCCAUGGCACUGUGACUGUGCCCUCCAGGAAGUACUCCGGCAGGUGAGGUUGGCGCCGGGCACAGGGACGGGCAUCGUGUGUGGCUCCGGAGCCCGACCAGACCUUGUGGGGCAGGAAUUCCUGCUACUGGCCAGGGAGGAAGAGCUGUGUGGCACGGGGCAUGGCGGGGCCCAGCGAAGUACUGACGUGGCCCUGCUGGUCACCAUGGGGGGCUGGCUCACGCUGGUGGUGGCGUAUCUGGCCCACUACGUGUGGCAGAACCGCGAUGAGAGCAGGCGUCCUCUCAAGCAGGUGCCUGUGCUGCCUGUGCGCUCAGAGGACUCGUCCACCCUCAGCACGGUGGUCUGA
Octodon degus (degu) is the source of this 1077-nucleotide messenger RNA. RefSeq names its product leucine rich repeat containing 3C (gene Lrrc3c). The coding region runs from base 1 to 1077 and encodes 358 amino acids. The record is from RefSeq and is a predicted model, not a curated record. Gene Ontology annotation, cellular component: plasma membrane. Lineage: Eukaryota; Metazoa; Chordata; Mammalia; Rodentia; Octodontidae. Gene Ontology annotation, molecular function: protein binding. The transcript is spliced from 3 exons.